UCGUUACCUGAGCCAAACCCUCCUGCCAAAACAACUUCCCAUCAAAUCCAAUAUCACUUUGAGAUUCCCUUUUUCUCUUAUUUCUCCCUUCCCGAUAAAAUAUAAUUUAAAAUAAAUAAUUCCAUACCCUAAAAAACAAAAAUAAAAUACACAUUUUUGCCACUGCCAUGUCCAUUUCAUUUUCAUGGCAUCACUCACACCAGGCACACUCUCAAAACUCUUGCAAAACAUAAACAACCCAUCUUCAAAAAUCACCGGCGAUCACCGGUCACCACUUCUUCAAGUCAUUGGCAUUGUCCCACAAGAUGAUGUUUUUGAUUUUGACAACAAAGGAUUUUACUUAAGGGUGUCGGAUUCUUUACAUUCUGCUUAUGUUUCUGUCCAGAAACAAGAUGUUGAGUUAAUCUUGAAUGAUAAGAUUCAGUUGGGUCAGUUCGUGUAUGUCACGCGCCUCGUUUCGGGCUCCCCUGUUCCUGUUCUGUUUGGUUUGAAACCCGUUUCCGCGAAACGGGUUUCGAGUAGUAGUAUUUGUAUUGGUAAUCCUAAAGAUUUGAUUUCUAGUGAUGUGUUGGUUGUUAAGAAAAAAAAUGUCAAGGAAAGUAUUAGUAUUAGUAGUAGUAAUAAUUUAAGAAGUAAUGGGAAGGUAUUUUGUGGGGGUCAAGUGGAAAGUAGGAGGUUAAGUUUAGAUUAUUCUUCUAGGAAAGGGUGGGACCAGAGUCCGGUGCUUACUGCUAGUAAGCACCGAAGGUCCGGUUCUGAAAUUAACGGCGGGUUUGGGGCGAAAUUCGUGGAGCCUUUUUCUCCGGUUUGUCGUACCCCGGUUCGUUCAGUUAGGAAGGCUUCUUCGGUAAAGGAUAUGGUUCUAAAAUCGCCUAAUGUAAAUGUAGCACCUCUUAAAAACAAGAAUGUGAUAGUCUCCGAGAAGCUUAUGAGCAAGCCAAUCAAAAAAGACUUGAAAACAUCAUUUGAUAAUGUUCCUGUACCAAGCCAUCUUACAAAAGUUCCAAUCACUUCUAGAACAUUGUCUGAAGCUAAAAUCUCUUGGGAUUGUGUUUCACCAACUGUUCUUGAACUUGGAAAGGAAGCUAUUUGUCAUAGGAAUCAAGGAUUUUCAUCAGCUGUACACGCUUUAGAAGAAACUUCAGCCAUGGAUAACAUCCUUCAAUGCAUGAGUGUAUUUGCAGAAAUCUGUAAACUUGCUGAGACGUCUAGAAAUCCUCUUGUUGAACAAUUCUUGAAUUUCUAUCAGAAGCUUCAUAAAUCAACUUGUAUAGUCAACACCUUAAUUGACUCAAAGUUAACUAUGGAAAAAUCAAAAGGUCGUCGUAGUAAUAGUUCAAUGUGGGUACAAGCUGCAUUAGAAACUAACCUUGCAAAGUUCACGUUGUUCACAAUGGAAGAAAAUCGAAAGAAUAUACAUGGUGAUGGAAAUUACCAUCUUGUUCUAGAAAACGCUUCAGAGAAAAUCCAAGUGGAGAAUCGGGUACUGGAAAACAAGAAAAGCCCGAGAACCAACGAAUCUGUUACUUCACGAGUGAGAUGUACUAGCCUGAUAACAAAACAAGGAUGUUCUGAAAAGGUAGAAUGGUCGAAAGGAAGUGGCAUUAAAGAAACUGCUAACUUAGGUGAGAAACUGAUUUCUGUAUCACAAAAAUGGUUUUUGGAUUAUUUAGAGGAUUCUUUGAACAAAGGGUUUGGAUUAAAGAAAGGAGAAGAUUCAGGGGUUGCUAUUGGUCUUUUGGGUCAACUUAAAAGGGUUAAUCAGUGGCUCGAUGAUUCAGUUUGUGGGGAUGAUAAGGUGGAGAACUUGAAAAAGAUAUUGUAUCGGUUUUUGCUUGAUCAUGUUCAUGUUCAGAAAGCAGCCAAGUAGUUUAGCUCAGGAUACACAAGACUACUGACUAAAGAUUUUUAGUUGUAGGUCGUGAUUAGCGAUGGUGUGAAGAUAUGUCAUUUCACACCCAUCAAAGCAUUGUUAGGGCUUCGAGAUUGUAAUUUUAACCAAAACUAAUGGAAAGAUAUGUAGGGAAGACGCUAUGAAUGCUGGCUUUUGUUUUCAACAGGUAUGAAACCAAGUUCCUGUUUUGACCA
Molecule: messenger RNA, 2088 nt
Organism: Erigeron canadensis
Lineage: Eukaryota; Viridiplantae; Streptophyta; Magnoliopsida; Asterales; Asteraceae
Exons: 5
Coding region: 185-1870 (561 amino acids)
Source: RefSeq, a predicted model, not a curated record